Messenger RNA from Penicillium pulvis, 3045 nucleotides. RefSeq lists its product as uncharacterized. Bases 1 to 3045 code for a protein of 1014 amino acids. The transcript is spliced from 5 exons. NCBI's taxonomy places the organism in Eukaryota, Fungi, Ascomycota, Eurotiomycetes, Eurotiales, Aspergillaceae. The record is from RefSeq and is a predicted model, not a curated record.
AUGUGGUUCUCUGGCUACGCGGCCUCCCUGGCCUUGUUAGGUGGCACUAUGGUAUCAGCCUUCGGUCGCCAUGCCGCUCACCAAGGACUAUUGCAAAUCUCUCCUUCAUUUGCUAAAGAGGGUAUCAACUUGUACCCUGCGCUUCACCCGGAGCACGACACCACAGAUCUCAAUCAUCUGGUCCCUGAGGUUUCAAAGCGCCUGCAUUUCAGCCAGGAAGGACAUCGCCCCGCCCUGCAUGGUGCCAAACAUGCUCACCUCGAAGGAACCUUUUCACAUCCCACUGUUGUUUUGGAGCAUUCUAACCACAUCGAUGACGUGGAUUGCACUGAGCAUCAUAUUCAGGUCUUCUUUAACACGAAGGAGGCAAUGGAUACGGCGGAAAAUCACUGGCAAGAGGCGGCCACGGGGCAAGAAUUCAAUUUAAUUACGUAUCAUGUGAAUUGUGGUCACCUUACAGGUGAACAGCGCUCUUUCUUCCGCGCAUCCCAACCGAAGAUCAACGGCAACUCCAUCACAGUUGCCACUCGACUGAUCGAUGAGAAUGACGCGAUCCAUGGAGGCAAUUUGGAGUGGGGAACAUACAUGAAGCCAGGCUUAUCAAAACGUCAGCCGGUCAAGGGACAUGUUCGCGCAUCUCAACCACAGGAAGUCAUCUUGGAUGGAGAAGGUGGGAACUCAACAAUGGAUAUCACCCAGGAUCAAGAAUCAUUCAAGGAAUUUUUUUCCAGUUUGGACAACUACGGGUUCACCGAUAUACCUGAUGAAGGAACCUAUGGAGGUGGGUUCUUGAAUUAUGACGGCUUUGAGAAUGAUGGCCUUGUUCGACGGGGGCUCUUUUCCUGGAUAGUCAAUGGGAUCAGAGCUCUGAUUGAUUUGCUUGUAGCCCAGGUUCAGGCGCAAGUUCAGUUGAUCAUCGUGAUCGCCAAGGUCAUGGUCACCAUUUAUUCAUCAAUCGUGAAACUAUUGCUGGUGCCUUUCGGAUUCCCUUUUGAUCAAGAGUAUCAUGAAGACAUUCAGUUCAACCACUAUGUACCCAAAUGGAUUGGCUUUGGGACAGACCUCGAAGCCACGAUAGCUGGUGUGUUGUCAAACUCAAAUGUUCCUGGGACAGUGAAGGAGGUCGAAGACCUCAUCAAGGCGGGCAUCAUUACUGAAGAUGAGGCAAAAGCAUUGAACCUCAAGGGAAAGGAUCUUAAGGAUGCCGUGGACUACAUUUAUAAUGAACAAGGGUCAUCGUUAUAUCUCAAUUGCGACUCCUGUGGCACUAAGGGAAGCUUUACCUUUGAUGGUAAGCUCGCCUUCAGUAUUGCCGAAGGUCUGACAAAAGCCCAGAUUUCUUUGAUCAACAAAGAGGAGUUUGUGCUGGAAGCUGUUUUUGGUUUGAAGUAUCAGGUUCGGAGAAAGCCGAAAGCCGUGAAUCUUUCCAAGAGAAUUCCCGGUAUCCCUCUAACCCCGCUUUAUAUUCCAGGGCUACUCACCAUCGGGCCACAAGUGGUGAUGGAACCACAGGCCAGUAUCUAUGCUGAUGGGACAGUUAAUCUCAGGGCUGGUCCGAGAUUCACCAUCUCACCUGGCAACGUGACCCUGGACGCUAAAAACCCGACCCAGAAUACUGCUGAGGGCUGGGAGCCGAGCUUCAAUUUCGUCUUUGAACCGACUGCAAGUAUAGUGGUAACAGCUGACUUGGCAUUGCAAGUUGGCAUUGAAGUUGCCAUAGAUGUACUCACCGGAACCUAUAAUACGGCUGCAGGCGUAUAUACAGCCCCAUCAGUCUACUUCACGGCGGAAUACUCGAAGAAUAUUGAUUCCAGCGACACAGGGAAACUCAAAGCUUGCGACAACGGAAUUGAACUCCGAGCGGGGGCGAAAAAUCGAGUCUACAGUUCGUUCUUCGGACUGAGAGAAUUUGAAUUUAAGGAACUGGGAACGACUUUUCUCGACUUUCGUAUCGGCUGUAUUCAUCCGUUCCGCGAACAGGUGUGGUCCUCCACUGAUGUGGAGAAGUCUAAGGUGUUACAGGGGUAUGGCUUUGAGACUGGCAUUGGAAAGGAAGUUAGCAAGCGGCUUAACGGUAUGAUUGCAGCCAAAUCGAUCAAUGUCACCUCACCGGACAAGAUCGAGUUGGGCGACCAACAUGCCGCCGCUUUGAAGCACAAGAGUAAACAGGGAACUACCGAGAAGAUGCCCAAGACUCAUGGAUUCCGAGUGGUUCAGGAUGCUGGAAUGGCCGGUACUCUUGUCUCAGGAACGGAUGGAAGGGUCUAUAUGAGCGAUAAUUCGGCCAAUGACGACCUGAGCGCACCCUGGGGCGCUCUGGAUCUGAAGAAGGAGCAGUACAACUACGACGUUUUUGGUCGCCUCAUGUGGUUUAACUCCACUCGUCUCAGAAACAACAACUACGGAAUGGUGGAAAUCGGCGUUACUCCUGCCGAAACGGUGCCCAAGGGUGUCAGUGCCGCCUCCUUCAAAGUCGUCAGCGACGACAAUGACGAUGAAAGCUUUGUCAUGGCUCUCAAUGCCAGUUCUUUACAAGUUAACGACGGAAGACCCGAGUGGCUUUGGUAUCCUGUCGUGUGCCGAAUCCCUGCACGCGGACUCCAGCUUUUUGCGGCCUCUUACAUCAUCGAUGGAUCUGCAGCUAGGCCUCAACAAGGAGAUCUAGGUAGUGUCUAUGAUGCAUUGCCACAAUACUUGGAUGAAAGAGAGUACAAGCAGGCUUUCUGGGAUUUAGGCCUCCCCAAAUUGAUAAAGAAAAACAACAAGCACAGGGAUGUGAAGAAACACGGUGGGCUGACAGACGCUCAGGAGAAACUCAGACAGAAGAGACUCAGGGUGAAGAAAAAGAAGGCUUACAAAAACUUUCAAAAUUGGAGUACAUCUGAUUUCGCAGAGGAGGAUAUCAAAGCCUGUCGGACAGUGAGGUUGAUCUCCAGCCUUAAGAAGAAAGACACGAACGAUCUUGUAUCUGAUGUGGUCAAGGAUACUGGAGAUGUGGCAAAAGGAAUUGUGGAAGGUGCUGGUAAAGCAGUGGAAGCUGCCUGA